CAGCCAGGAGAUUAUAAAACACCCCUGGGAAGGGGGAGCUGUGCAUUUUGCAGGCCACCUGGGUGCAGCCGAACUGGACAUGGGACCACGCGGCGCCUGGCUCCUGGCAGUUCUCCUCGUCCUGGGGCUGUGUGCACCGGCGAGGAGCCAGAAACCGUCCCCCUGCCAGUGCUCAAGGCUGAGCCCCCACAACAGGAAGAACUGCGGCUUUCCAGGCAUCACCCCUGACCAGUGCUUUGACAAUGGAUGCUGCUUUGACUCCUCUGUCUCUGGGGUACCGUGGUGUUUUGAGCCCCUUCCAAAGCAAGGUCUCGAGAAGUGCAUCAUGGAAGUCUCCGCCCGGGUGAACUGUGGCUACCCAGGCAUUAGCCCCGAGGAGUGUGCCUCUCGAGACUGCUGCUUCAACGACCUGGUCUUCCAGGUGCCCUGGUGUUUCUUUCCGCAGCCAGUGGAAGAUUGUCAUUACUAAGAGGCGCUGCCUUCCCAGGACCCAACUAGCCUGUGGAUGUUCUGGGACAAAAGAAGAAAAUUUACUUUCUCAUCAACUUCAAAUUUCAUGCAUUCUUGGGUUUUCUUAAUCAUUUUUUUAAUGACUUCAAAGGUUUAACUUUCAAAUAAAGAAAACU
This is a messenger RNA of Nycticebus coucang (slow loris), 626 nucleotides long. It is a transcript of the gene TFF2, whose product is annotated as trefoil factor 2. Bases 80 to 469 code for a protein of 129 amino acids. Gene Ontology annotation, biological process: chemokine-mediated signaling pathway; maintenance of gastrointestinal epithelium; negative regulation of gastric acid secretion. The transcript is spliced from 4 exons. Gene Ontology annotation, molecular function: CXCR4 chemokine receptor binding. The record is from RefSeq and is a predicted model, not a curated record. NCBI's taxonomy places the organism in Eukaryota, Metazoa, Chordata, Mammalia, Primates, Lorisidae.